AUGCUUUGCCUUGGCUUCCUCUUCUCCCUACCUUAUCACAUUCCUCCUCCUCUUCUCUUUCCGCUUCUUUUCCCCCUUCUCUUCUGGCGCCUUCCUUUUCUUUUCUUUUUUUUUCUCUUUUUCUAUCCUUUCCCUCGACUCCUUUGUCUUCACUUUUAUUUCUUCUUCUUUUCCCUUUUGCUUUCCUCCCCACUUUUUCUUUCCUUUUCUGUUUCUCUUUCUUCUCUCCUUCCGUUUUCCUUCAUUUUCUUCUUCCUCUUCUUCUGCGUUCCUUUCUCUCCUCUUCGUCUUCUUUUCCUCUUUCCUUCCUCCCCACCUCCUUUUAUUCCACCCCCUCCUCUCUUCUCCCUUUUCUUCUUUCCUUUAUUUUUUUUUCCUACUUUCCUUCUUCAUUUCUUUUUGCCUUCCUGUUCCCUUGCUUUCGUUUAUUUUCUCUUUCUUUCCUUCAUCCCCACCUCCUCCCUUUUCCCCCUCAUCUCCUCCUGUUCCUCUUCUUUCCUUUAUCUUCUCCUAUUUUUCUUCCUAUCUUUCUUCCUUUCUAUUCCUUUGUUUUCAUUUGUCUUGAAGUUCUUUCUUUCUCCUCCUCUCAUUCCUCUUCUCCUACUCUCAUUUCUCCCCUCCUGUCACUCUCCUCCUCCUUCUUCUUCUUUCCUUUAUCUUCUACUUUCUUUCGUCUUCUCUUUCUGCCUUCCUAUUCCCUUGCUUUCCUUGCUUUCCUUUCUUUCUUUCUUUCUUUCUUUCUUUCUUUCUUUCUUUCUUUCUUUCUUCUCCUUCUCCUCCUCCUCCAUUCAUCUUUUCAAUCCCCACUUCUGCUCCUUCCUCCCCAUCAUUCCUUCUCCUCCCGUUCACCUCCUCCUCCUCCUCUUCUCCUUCUUUCUCUUAUCUUUUACUGCUUUCCUUCCUCUUCCUUCGUGCUGGUAA
This is a messenger RNA of Acanthosepion pharaonis, 921 nucleotides long. Lineage: Eukaryota; Metazoa; Mollusca; Cephalopoda; Sepiida; Sepiidae. The record is from the annotation of a GenBank genome assembly.